Messenger RNA from Cordyceps militaris CM01, 954 nucleotides. RefSeq names its product cutinase, putative. Gene Ontology annotation, cellular component: extracellular region. Lineage: Eukaryota; Fungi; Ascomycota; Sordariomycetes; Hypocreales; Cordycipitaceae. The record is from RefSeq and is a predicted model, not a curated record. Bases 1 to 954 code for a protein of 317 amino acids. The transcript is spliced from 3 exons. Gene Ontology annotation, biological process: carbohydrate catabolic process. Gene Ontology annotation, molecular function: cutinase activity.
AUGGUCGUCUAUAAUUAUAUAAGUACAGAGCCCCCCGUCUCCUGGCUCUCCACCAACCUAACUAUCCAACUGUUACUUGUUGUUGUCGCCAUCAUGAAGGCCGCUGUUGUUGCCAUCAUGAAGUCCGUUGCCGUGUUGUUCCUCGCCGUCGCCGCCUCCGGCUGGCCCGUCGAGCGCCAUCAGCCAACUCUCGACGUCAGCCUGCCCGUAAGCGAGCACCGCGCACUAUCCAUCUUUGAAGAAAGUCCCAAGAUCUCGGCCCGGAGACAGAAGGUGGAACAUGUCUCCAACGACUUUCUCGAACGAGGCUGCGCCGACGUCAUUGUCUUUUUCGCCCGUGGCACUUGGCAGAAAGGCAACAUUGGACACCGUCCUGGCCCCGGAUUCUCCACGCGUAUCAAGGAUCGCUACGGUUGGGAAAACGUCCACGUGCAGGGCGUCAAGUAUGCCGCCGAUCUGCUCGCCAACCUCAAGGGCCUCCGCACCGACAACAAAGCCAUCAAGACGCUGCAGAAUCUCGUCACCGACGCCGUUCUGCAGUGUGACAACUCCCAUAUUGUCGUGGCCGGCUAUAGCCAGGGCAGCGCCGUCGUCCACGCCGCGUUGUCCCGGCUCGGCGAGGACAUCCAUGCCAAGAUCGCUGCCGCCGUGACGUUUGGCGACACCAUGAUCAAGAAGAACAAAGGCAGGAUUCCAAACUUUCCCCUGGACAAGAUGCUCAGUGUCUGCAACGAAGGCGAUAUACCCUGCGGGAACGGCCGCAUGAUCACCCUCAACAAGGCACACACCGACUACAACAGACGCUCGACCGAGGGUGCCCAGUUCAUCUUCGAUAUGCUGGACAAAGCUGGAUACACUGGAGUCAAGAAGCGACCUGAGCCCCUCCCCUCUCGAGAAAUCCCGCCCACCGACGCUGAAGUGGCCGUGACCCUUACGGCCAGAGUUAGGUUGUAA